AUAUUGGGGAACUGUUUGGUAAUUAGUCUUAUCAAUUAAAGAUGGCGACGCACAUGGAAAACCUCAUGUCAAAAAUAUUACAGGAUUUUUUGCAGUGUACCAGCAAACCUGAAGAGUUUCUGAGUGCACAACCUCAAGUUUUUUCCCAACUGAAGAACAUCACAAAGUGUCUGUAUGAUCUCAGUAAAUCUGAAGAGUUUGGUCAAAACUGGAGUGAAUCAGCACUUCCCGAGCUUAUAGUGGAAAAUUUCGACGAAGAGCAGAUAUGGCAGCAGUUAGAACUUCAGAACAGUGGAGUGAUUGAUAAUUUAUUAACAAAAAUAAGUCAUUUAGUAACAGCUGCAGAGAAACAGCCCACAGAAAAAUUAAAAGUUAAAGCAAGCAAAAAUAAUUCAGUUGACAAGGAAACAGUGAAUUUUGGGGAGGAUGAUGAAGAAGAAGAGGAAGAACUUGUCAGUGAUGACAGUGACAGAGUUGUGUUCAAGGGGAAUAAUGUGUUGGACAUGGACAGUGAUGAUGACAGUGAAAUUGACUUCAGAUUUCCACAAUCCAAUCUGGCUCUCAUGGAGGAUGGGGAAUCAGAGUCUGAUGAUGAGGACCUGAUUAAUAAAGAGACUUCUAAAUCCAAAGGAGUGGAAACCAAGAAGAGGCAGGGGAGGAGUGUGGUGGAUGACAAGUUCUUUAAGUUGGCAGACAUGGAGAGUUUUCUGGAGCAGGAGGAUGCUCGCGAGGAGAGGAGGAGGAGGGGAGAGGAGAGUGAGGAAGAUGAAGAAGAUGUAGACAUGUUCGCAGACAUCCCCUCUGAUGAAGAGGAAGGAGAAAGUGGGAAACAAAUGUUCUAUGAUGACUUCUUUGAUCCUCCUGAGGAACUGGAGGAUUCAGGCCAACAAAAGAAAAAGUCAAAAGACUCCAAACGACCUAGAAUAGACGACCAAGAAGAGGAGGGGGAGGGGGAAAUGUUUGAGGAGGAAGAAAUGGAUGAAGAAGAAGACGAAGAUAAUGAUACUGAUGAAGAAGAUGCUAUUGAAGAGGAGGAAGGCGAUGUUCCCAGACAGAGACCUCGAGAUCUUCUGGACUCGGACAGUGAAGGUGAAGAUCCAGAGGACGUACUGGGCAGAAAACCACAGGAAAAAUCAACAUUUGAGAAACAGCAAGCCCAGCUCAGGAAAAAAAUAACAAAAAUGGAGGAGGCAAGUCUAGCAGAAAAACCAUGGCAACUGGCGGGAGAAAUCGGAGCGACAGAUCGACCCGAGAAUAGUUUAUUAGAAGAACACCUAAUGUACGACCAAACUGUUAGACUUCCCCCAGUGAUUACUGAGGAAACAACCCAAUCCUUGGAGAGCAUCAUCAUGCAGAGAAUCAAAGACAAGGCCUUUGAUGAUGUGGAGAGGAAAGUGAAACCCAAAGAGAAUCCAUUUGAGUAUAAGAAGAGGAUUGUACUGGACCAGGAGAAGAGCAAAAUCAGUCUGGGGGAGGUGUAUGAGCAGGAAUAUCUCAAACAACAGAAGGAGGAGGGGGAAGAGAAGACAGACCCUCAACACGAGGAAAUCAAAUCAAUGAUGCAGUCCCUCUUUGUCAAACUGGACGCUCUGUCCAACUUCCAUUACACCCCCAGGGCUGCGGCUCCGGAGGUGAAGAUUGUGACCAACCUACCAUCAAUAAUGAUGGAGGAAGUGGCUCCCGUAACCCAGGGCGACGGAACUCUGCUGGCUCCAGAGGAAAUCAAGGAUAAAAAGAAAGGUGAACUGAAAGGAAAAACAGAAGAGACGGAAACUGAUAAGAAAUCUCAGAGACGGAAUAAAAAGACUGAGAAGAGGAAACGACAACGAGAGAAGAAGAGGCGUCAGGCCUUAGUGGAGAAAUUGAAUCCAGGCCUAGGAAACAAAUAUAGCAAGGAAAAGGCCAUCAAAGAGCUAGAGAAAAGCAGCAAGUCAGGGUCAGGGGUCACCAUGCUCAAGGAGGACAAGACUGCCGGCAAACAGAAACUUGGAUCCUCCCGUUCAUUUUUCACACAACUACAAGAGGAUGCUCAGUCACAGAUCAAAAAGAGAAAAGCUGGUCCCAGCAGUAAAAAAACUGUACAGAAAUCUGCUAAGAUAUAUAAAUUAUGAUAUUAUGA
This is a messenger RNA of Saccostrea cuccullata (small rock oyster), 2119 nucleotides long. Its product is annotated as U3 small nucleolar ribonucleoprotein protein MPP10-like. Gene Ontology annotation, cellular component: Mpp10 complex; nucleus; sno(s)RNA-containing ribonucleoprotein complex. The record is from RefSeq and is a predicted model, not a curated record. NCBI's taxonomy places the organism in Eukaryota, Metazoa, Mollusca, Bivalvia, Ostreida, Ostreidae. Gene Ontology annotation, biological process: rRNA processing. The coding region runs from base 42 to 2111 and encodes 689 amino acids. The transcript is spliced from 10 exons.